Messenger RNA from Anastrepha ludens (Mexican fruit fly), 1365 nucleotides. RefSeq lists its product as uncharacterized. Lineage: Eukaryota; Metazoa; Arthropoda; Insecta; Diptera; Tephritidae. The record is from RefSeq and is a predicted model, not a curated record. The transcript has a single exon. Bases 148 to 1296 code for a protein of 382 amino acids.
UAUGUUGUCUAUUUUUGUGUUCUGUCUUCUACUAAAGUAAAUUAGUCGGUCUUUCAUCAAUUUAUUCUAUAUAUUAAUUCUUUAGUUUCUUUCAUCAAUCCAUGUUUUAGUGUUUGUAUUUGUUAAUAUAAAUUUGUUUCCGUCGCAAUGCCUGUGAAAAAUUCCAUUCCGUCGAUGAGUGAAAACAUUCGUGACCUUUGCGCAAAAUUACUAAAAGAGCGUCACCGGCGUCUUAGCGCUGCGGGACAGAGAAAGAAGCGCACUGUACGCAACGCCAUCAUCACCGACGAUGCCCGACCUUUCAUCGUCAAAAGCCUAGUGGACGUAAAACCUGGUCCAUUAGAUGAUGCACACACCGGCAGCAAGAGCAUGGAGACAUCGCUGGAUCAUAUCAUACAGCAGCUGCAACCCGGUAAAUGGCCGACCGAUGUGGUGGUGCUCAUCACGCCCGCCAGCAAACACAACCAUCUCUAUAAAUUGCAUGUGAUCGAUCGAGCCAGCGAGAGUCAUCUUGGCAUGACCAGCAUCACCAAACAAGAGCUGGGAGAGUUGCGUGACAGUCAUUUGUUCGAGAAAUACGCCACCAUUAUGGGUAAUAAAUAUAUCGAUUUGAAGACGGUGACACUAAAUACGGUGAUCAUUGCGAAUAUUAUGAAAAAUCUGAAUGGUGAUUGUUGUCAGCCACUCCGUUCGGAAAUACCAUUCCCAGCGCCACCGAGAAAGCAUGAAGCCAAAGAACAAGUGACGCAAAAAGGCAAUGAAGAUGUGCAAAUGGAUAUGCAAAUAGAGCCUCGAAGUCGUUGUCGUAGUGCACACUCGCGGAAUAUUGGUCAAUAUUACACACAAAGUGGCGUACGGCUCCUAUCGCUAUUCGAUCGCAUAAAUGAUGCCAUAGAGCCGGCCGACGAAGACUUACAUAACUUUUUUGAACUCGCCGAACUGUACAAAUUCAAGAUCUACAUACGUCCGGAGUUGUGUUGGAAACCGCCACCACAAGCGGCGGCUUUGCAAAACGAAAGCGAUACCGACUUCGUGCGGUUCAAUGUCGAAUGUUUUAUGCUCUUCGACAAUUAUGUUGGCACUAUUACGAUUAACUCCUUGCAGUUACACGAGCAGUUGAAAUUGCAUGCGGAGCUCUUGCCACGCAUACAGGUCAUCGAUGAUGUUUGCGAUAUAACACCGUUGCCGAAGUGGCUGGUCACUAUAAUGCGCACAGUUGCCGAAUGGCUGGGACUUGAGAUGUUCUAUGAUGCAUUUGGAGAAUUCGUUUACGAUUUGUACAAGCAAAUUUCUUGAUAUGAGCGAAAGGGAUGCAAUGAGGGUGUAAAAGCGGUGCUAAACAAUAAAAUUACUACUAUUUAAAAA